Molecule: messenger RNA, 2039 nt
Organism: Hylaeus anthracinus
Lineage: Eukaryota; Metazoa; Arthropoda; Insecta; Hymenoptera; Colletidae
Product: lipid scramblase CLPTM1L
Exons: 8
Coding region: 78-1661 (527 amino acids)
Cellular component (GO): membrane; endomembrane system
Source: RefSeq, a predicted model, not a curated record
UCGUGACAUCGACUAUAGUACCUUAAUUACGAAUCAAGACGAUAAUGUCGACAAAAUUUUAACAAGGACACGAAAAGAUGCGGUGGCCGUCGUUAAGUUUAAUAUUGACAAAAAUUUUUUUAGCUUAUAUCGCCUAUUCUAUUUAUCAUUUGUUCCUGCUCUUCGCUGCACCGUCCUGUGAACCAGACAAACCCUGUCUGACUUAUUAUCUGACUCAAAAGCCACGUCUGCAAUUGCAAAUUUACAGUUCUGUUGACAUAUACCCCACAGACAGGCAACUCGAUUUUGUUUAUCAAACCGAAGAUUUUAAUUAUACACAUGAAAGCAGUUUUCCUGUGACUUUAAACAUUCCACGCAGAACUCGAAACAAUGGAACAUUAUUUCUUCAUGUCAUUCUUGCUCCUAGCUCCAAGAGAUAUGGGAAAAGCAUUAUUGAUAUACAGAAGGAUCCAUAUGUAUCCUACAUUGCAAUUAAAUUGACAGAAUAUGUCAUUCCUGAAGCAGAGGCAUUUAAGUUAUUGGGUGAGAAAGAUGCAGAUACAAAGAAAAAGAAAGAGGAUUUUACUCGUCCAGUGACACAUAUUAAGAGCCGUGUUACAUUCGUAGUAAUGACAGAUGAUGUGGAGCUCCCUGUAAAUAAAGUACCAAUGGAGCUUGUCAAUCAUCUUAAAAUAAUACAUGGAAGAACAUUUUUACCUAUUAUUAACAAUGAUUUUCUACAAACUCGACAUCGUGAUUUGGUGAAAAUCACACCUCGGAAUAACACAGUUAACAUUACAUUGUAUUAUUCUCCAAUUUCCUUUGGAAAAUUAAGACUGAUAUUACAGGUGGAAGAAACAAUGCAGACCUUGAGAAAACUUCAAUUUUCUGAUAAAAAUAUAGAUGAAGUGAAAGGAAUUUUUGCAGACACUAAUAUAUAUAUUCUAGGAGGAACUAUCUUCAUUGCAUCCAUUCAUUUACUGUUUGAUUUUCUCGCCUUUAAAAAUGAUGUCAGUUAUUGGAGGAGAAAAGAUAAUCUUGUGGGUCUCAGCAAAUGGACUGUUCUAUGGCGGGGAUUUAGUCAAGGUAUUGUUUUCCUCUACUUGCUGGAUGAUGGUUCCUCUAUGCUUGUUCUUAUUCCAACUGGAAUUGGAUCUUUGAUUGAGAUAUGGAAACUGAAGAAGGUAUUGAAUCUUAGAUUUAAUAAAAAUCAUAAUAACGUGGCUGAAGUCAGAACAAGAGAAUUCGAUGCAGAGAGCAUGCGUUAUUUGAGUUACUUGUUAUAUCCUCUUGUUAUCGGAGGUGCAAUUUAUUCUUUACUGUAUCAACCUCAUAAAAGCUGGUAUUCGUGGAGCAUAAAUGCGUUAGUGAACGGCGUUUACGCGUUCGGAUUUUUGUUCAUGCUUCCCCAAUUAUUUGUUAAUUAUAAAUUGAAGUCCGUAGCACAUUUACCGUGGCGAACAUUUAUGUACAAAGCCUUCAACACUUUUAUCGACGAUAUAUUCGCAUUCAUAAUCGUUACGCCGACAGCUCAUCGAAUAGCUUGUUUUCGGGAUGACGCAGUUUUUCUAAUUUAUUUGUAUCAACGAUGGCUAUAUCCGGUAGACAAGUCUCGUCCAGACAUGGACUCUGUUGGCGAAGAGUGUGUUGAGUAUAACGAUUCGAACAAAAAGACAGAUUAGAAUAAAUUCAUGCAAUAUUUUUGUUCCUUUUGUAUGUAUAACAUAGAUUGAAUUAUCGAUAGUUGCUUAACAACAAUCGGAAUAAUUUGUGACGGUAUGGCAUACGCCUAAAUGUUUGAAGUAUUAAUCGCUUGUUAUAUAUUUGCAUUCCUGAGAACAACUAUAAAGUAAUGAUUUGUUGGUGAGUGACAUCGCUGUGAAAUCUAUUUAUUUUUAGCGUAACGAAGCGACAUUUACAACAAAAUCCUGUUUCGUCAGUAUCAAUUGAACGAUUGGAUUUGAUUCGAUGAGUCUGUUUUUACUCGAAUUUGUAUUUGUACGUAGUAUUAAAUUAUUUUCUGGUGUGUCCAAGAUAAAUAAAUCUGUACUUUGAGUGGA